Molecule: messenger RNA, 4069 nt
Organism: Contarinia nasturtii (swede midge)
Lineage: Eukaryota; Metazoa; Arthropoda; Insecta; Diptera; Cecidomyiidae
Product: ATP-dependent DNA helicase Q-like 3
Exons: 11
Coding region: 74-3976 (1300 amino acids)
Biological process (GO): double-strand break repair via homologous recombination
Cellular component (GO): chromosome; cytoplasm
Molecular function (GO): ATP binding; nucleic acid binding; 3'-5' DNA helicase activity
Source: RefSeq, a predicted model, not a curated record
UCAUUCUCUAACCAGACAUAAAAGUGAUUUCUCUUGUUUUGUUGUUUAUUUGUUAUUCAAAAAACGUAAUAUUAUGGACGAGCCAUUAAAAUCUAGCGCCAAAUCAAAAUCAUCUUCAUCGAGUUCUUCGAAACAAAAAAAGGAUGAAAAAACAUCAAAAGAAGAUAUAUACACGUCAGAUUUUCUGCGUAAAAAAUUGAAAGUUUACUUUAAUCAUUCGGACUUCAAAAGUAGUCUACAAAAAGAUGCCAUCAGAGAGAUUAUGAGAGGAAAACGUGACGUUUAUAUUUCGAUGCCCACUGGAAGUGGCAAAAGUUUAUGCUAUCAGCUACCUGGUAUGCUGCACGAGAACAAAAUCACAAUUGUCUUUUCGCCGUUAAUUGCAUUGAUAAAAGAUCAAAUGGAUCACUUGACAAAGAUAAAAAUAUCUGCGGAAUCUUUGAACUCGAAAAUGACUACAAGAGAACGCGAUCGGGUAAUAAAUGACCUGAAAAGUAUACGCCCGAGCACAAAAUUCCUAUACAUUACACCAGAACAAGCAGCCACCGAUUUCUUUCGCUCGCUACUCGAUUCUAUUGUGAAAUACAAUAAAUUGGCGUUAGUAGCCGUCGAUGAAUGCCAUUGCGUGUCGGAAAUGGGUCAUCAAUUUCGACGGGAUUACUUGAAAUUGGGAGAGCUACGUAAACGAUAUCCAACUAUAAAAUGGAUAGCACUUACAGCAACAGCAUCGAAGGAAGUUACAUCGGAUAUAUUCAAACAACUUGCACUAAAAGAUACAAAAUCAUUCAAAACACCAUGUUUUCGUAAAAAUUUAUUCUACGACAUUAUUUAUAAAAAUUCCAUUCAAGAUGAUUACAUCCACUUGAAAGAAUUUGUAACGAAAUGUUUGAAGACUAAAAAUCCCGAUGAUAAACCGAACAAAGCACCGUGCGGUAUAAUUUAUUGUCGAACGAGAGAGUCGGUGGAGCGUGUUGCUAAUGGUUUGACAAAGCAAAAUAUCGUCUCCAAACCCUAUCAUGCUGGAAUUAAUGACAAAGAUCGAAAACAAUACCAAGAAGAUUGGACCGAUGGUAAAUUUCCAGUAAUUUGUGCUACCAACUCUUUUGGCAUGGGCGUAGACAAGGCGACUGUUCGAUUUGUUGUGCAUUGGGAUGUGCCACAGAACAUAGCCGCAUAUUAUCAAGAAUCGGGCCGCGCUGGAAGGGAUGGCCUUCCAUCAUUUUGUCGUCUUUACUAUUGUCGUCAAGAGGUGAAAACAAUCAAUUUUCUUUUGCAACAACAACUUCAAAAAGAUCCCGACAACGUCAAGUCCAAGCGAAGCGUGAAAGAGUUUGAAAGAUUGGUCGAUAAUUGUGAAUCUUUGCGUUGCCGUCAUUUGCUCUUUUCCCAUUAUUUCGGUGAUCAUCCGCCCGAUUGCAAACAGAAGCAAUUGUGUGAUGUGUGUAAAGAUUACAAAGGUAGCGAAAAAAAGUUGGAAAAUUUUCAUCGACUUGCUCUGAAUGGGUUCACCAGUAAAAUGGAUGUGGAUUUCGAUAGUUCCGAUUUGUAUGAAGGUGGCCGAAAUGCGGUACAGGAAUCAGAAACUGCCUAUACCCAAGUCAAUGACGAUGAUCACGAGGAAUACGGUGCAACGAAACGUGAUGCAAAAGCCAAACGAGAAACAACCAAUUUGAUACAAAAAGAAUUCGAACGACGCAAGCAGAAAAUUGAGGCAGCCAAAAAAUUGGAACAAACACAAACACGAUCGUUUGGCAUUCGAAUUAGAAGCAGUAUUCACACCAGUAAGAUAGCUGGGUUGGAUGUAAAGAAACGCGAAAUUUACUUGGACUUCUUGCUGAAAGUGUUGAAAGAAAAUGCAGAAAAGGCGAGCGAGAAACCACCACAUCCAUUGAAAGGUUGUGAUUUUGAAGAUAUUGCUGCUGAAUUGGAGUACAACUGUUUCACAAAAAAUCGUGUGUUUGCAAUGUACCAAAAAUCAAUCACAGUGGAGCGUCUACGAAUCGAUCGAAGCACCAAAAAUAAUGAAUUAUUGACCGAAAUUAAGAAUCACACACCGAAAAAGCGAACAGCAUAUGGCGGAUCAUCUGAAGCUAUGCAACGGGAUUUGGACGAUUUUAUGGAAAAGAAUAAAAUUGUGGACGAAACAAAUAACACAGCGAAUCACGCAAACGUGGGAUUUCAGACUGCGCGUCAAAUUAACAAUAAAUUGAGAGAGACAAAUCGCAUGAAGAAGGAUCCAUUGACACAAAUGUCGAUCAAUUCAUUUUUUUCAACGGCGUCGAUAAAACGCGAACCUGAAGAAGACAAUGUUGACGACAAUCAAAAUGGAUUGGAAAAUAGUCAACCAGCAAAGCGACGCAAAGUGGACAUCGAAGCACCUCGAAUUAAAACUGAACCGAUGGAUACGAAUGAAAGCACCGAAAAUAUGACAUCCGUACCAAUAAAAAACGAACCGAUUAAUUAUGACAGUGAUUGUGGCACAGAAAAGGGCAGCGAUGAUGAAAUGGAUACCAUGACACAUACAUCAAAACAACAACAACAACAGCCAGCAGCACCGCCACCAAACAGAAUAACAACAAAUGCAAAAAACAUAGAAUUCAAUCCACAAAAUGUCAAAACGGAACGAAAUUAUGAUGGUGCCGACACAGACGAAGCCAGUGAUAAUGACGGUGAAACAGUGACCGGUGUGAACCAGGUUCAACGAAAAAAAACCAAAUCACAGCGCGACAAUGAACAGCAGGCAAGAGACCAGCGAAUUGGAACACAUAGAUCAAAUCAAUGUGAAACGAUUACCAGUCAACCGAGACAACUUGUACAAAAUGAAAUCAUUUCGGAAAUCGGAUUAAAUUGCGAAGAGGAAUCAAUGGCAAUGGUUGUUGCUGAGCCAGUGAGAGUUAACGAUGACAUUAAAGAUGAACCGGUUGAAUCCGAUGAAGAAACAGACGAUGAAAGUAAUGUUAACAAUCAAAAUGUCGAGCCUCAAAGCGUUAGUGCCAAUUUCCACGAUGAUGAUCGAUAUCAACAACCAUCAACAUCAACAGCGUAUCCUCAACAUUUCACAGCUCUACCGCCGCCGCCAAUUCAUCAAGAGCCAAUUUACGAUCAACCACUGUACAAUGUUGGACUAAAGUCAACCAAAUCAGUUGUGAAUGCCGUUGAUGGUAACCCAUUAUUGCGAUUCAAUCAAUUCGAACGGCCAGCGGAAAGAGAAAAACCAAUGAAAAAUUAUGUGGAAAUCGUCGACGACGACGAUAUCAACUACGAUGAAUUGGGCGAUGAAAUUGAAAAGUAUGUAGAAGAUAUGGAACAGGCGCACAAUGAAGAGCUGGAACAAUUGAAGAAAAUCAAUAUGGCACAGCUAAAUAUAAAGGAACGAGCAGCAUUGGCCGAACGCUUAAAAAAACUACUAAGGAAGAAAGAGCUCAUCUAUAAAGAAAAGGUUAAAGAAGAGGCUAAAAAAACCGAAAAAGAACAAGAAAAAAUUCGUAGCAACUUCAUGAGCGAUCUCUUCGGAUCGAAUUUCAAACUUGAUAUUUUGGAAAAGCGAAUGCUGCAUAAAACGUUCGUCACGGAUCGUGGUGCACGUGAACAAAAAGUCAUUUCGUACAGUGAUUUCAUGAUGAAGCCAAUCAAGUGCGAAGAUGAAAAAACCAAGAAAGAAUAUCACGUUAGCAUGGCCUUGAACGAGCACAUUCACAAAAUGAAUGAGGCAAAUAUGCUUGAUUUGGUGCCACAAAAAGUGAUCGACAAGGUUCGCAACGAUAAGAUGACAAUCAAAAACAAAGUCGAACGAUAUUUAAUGCCAUUCUACAACGAUAGACGCAUCAACAAAAAGGAAUAUGAAAAUAUUUGCCAAACAAUUACUCAUUACCAAUACGAAAGCAACGAAUACAGUUCUGCAGCCAUUAGAGAUCAAGUGCUGAGAGUUGUUACAGACUGGAUUAAAAACAGAGAAAGUAUGCGGAAGGCCAAAUGAAGAUAUUUUGUUUACACGUUUUUGUUUUCUUUUUAUAAAUUUGUUUUGAAUUAAGCAUGAAUUUUUUCACAAGUUUUUGUUAAAUACAACAUU